AUGGCCUCUAGUCCUCAUCAAACCCACAUCCCUCUUCCUCCUGACCCAGGUGAAAAUACCAUCACUCAUGAAGCUAACUUGUCUCCAGUUCCUAUUUAUAUUGUCACACAUGCGGGUCAGCUUCCAAGUGAAUUCUUGGAGCCAUCUCCUGAGAGGCAAUUGGUGAUUGGUUUUGACUGUGAGGGUGUUGAUCUUUGUCGUAAUGGAACUCUUUGUAUCAUGCAGCUGGCCUUUUCAGAUGCUAUAUAUUUGGUUGAUGCUAUUCAGGGUGGAGAGAUGCUUAUGAAAGCCUGCAAGCCUGCACUUGAGUCCAGUUACAUCACUAAAGUUAUUCAUGAUUGCAAACGAGAUAGUGAGGCACUGUACUUUCAAUUCGGGAUUAAGUUGCACAAUGUUGUGGAUACCCAGAUUGCUUAUUCUUUAAUUGAGGAGCAAGAAGGACGGACAAGAGUGCUAGCUGACUACAUAUCAUUUGUUGGCCUCCUUGCAGAUCCACGCUAUUGUG
Ilex paraguariensis (yerba mate) is the source of this 505-nucleotide messenger RNA. NCBI's taxonomy places the organism in Eukaryota, Viridiplantae, Streptophyta, Magnoliopsida, Aquifoliales, Aquifoliaceae. The record is from the annotation of a GenBank genome assembly.